GGAAGCUUGGAGAGAGCGAGCAGGGCCGCGCGAGCCGCCGGCGGUUCGUAUUAGCGGGGUCGGAGGAGGAGCCGGGUCAGGCCCGCGGGUGGAGCGGCGCGGAGGCCGGGGGACAGCGUCGGGCGGGGCGUCCUCCCACCUCCGCAGCCGUCGGCCCGGCCCGGCGGGCGGCCAGGCCUCACCUGCCAUCCCCUAGGCCGCGGAGGGAACCGCCCGCCCGCCCGCCAGCCAUCGAGGCCGAUCUCCCCCCCCCCCCCGCCCCGCCCGGGGCCGGCGGGCGCCGGGACGGUGGAGACGCGGGUCCGCGCGGACGCUGGACGGCGCGGCCAGGUGAUGUGGGCCCCGGUGCUGGUGCAGAGGAAGGGGACCCCCAGAGCAGCCGCGCCCCCGGGCUGUCCGCCGGAGGCCUUUUGACCUCCGCCCCCGGGACGUUGGGCGGCCGAGGGUGCCUGGCUCCGCGCACGAUGCUGUGAUUAGGGACCCCGGUUGUCCCUGCGGGCGGGGCACUGCCUGCGCUCCUGAACGCGGUGAGGAGCCGAGGGCCAGGAUGAUGCUGUCCGAGCAAGCCCAAAAGUGGUUUCCAACCCACGUGCAGGUCACAGUGCUCCAAGCCAAAGAUCUGAAGCCGAAAGGCAAAAGUGGCACCAAUGACACAUACACUAUAAUUCAGCUGGGCAAGGAGAAAUACUCCACGUCUGUAGCCGAGAAAACCCUUGAGCCGGUCUGGAAGGAAGAGGCCUCCUUUGAGCUGCCUGGCUUGCUCAUGCAGGGGAACCCAGAAAAGUACAUUCUCUUCCUGAUAGUUAUGCACAGGUCCCUGGUGGGGCUGGAUAAAUUUUUAGGGCAGGUGGCAAUCAAUCUCAAUGACAUCUUUGAGGACAAACAAAGAAGGAAAACAGAGUGGUUUAGGUUAGAAUCCAAACAAGGAAAAAGAGUCAAAAACAGGGGUGAGAUAAAGGUCAAUAUUCAAUUUAUGAGGAACAAUAUGACAGCGAGUAUGUUUGACUUAUCAAUGAAGGACAAAACAAGAUCUCCUUUUGCAAAAUUAAAAGAUAAGAUGAAAGGUAGAAAAAAUGACGGGACAUUUUCUGAUACUUCUUCUGCGAUCAUUUCAAGUACUCCCAUGCCUGAUGCCAAUAUUGAAUUUUCAAGUGGAACCCAGAUGAAACCCAAACCAAAAAAGCCUUUUCUCUUGGGUCCUCAGCGGCUCUCUUCCGCGCACUCAAUGUCUGAUUUAACUGGGUCCCACAUUUCUUCUGAGAAACUGAAGUCUGGUGCCAUAGGUCAAACAUAUCUUCUCAGUCGCCAGGUAGAUUCCUUUGGAGCAGUGCCAGAAAGUGGAAGUCUCAAGUCUCCACAUAGAAGAACACUGAGUUUUGAUACUUCUAAAAUGAACCAGCCUGACAGCGUUGUGGAUGAAGGUGAAUCCUCUUUUGGAAGACAGAAUGACCCAUUUACAAAUGUGACUGCUUCUUUACCCCAAAAAUUUGCAACACUGCCAAGGAAGAAAAAUCCAUUUGAAGAAAGCGGUGAAUCAUGGGAUGGCAGCAUGAGUUUAUUUUCAAAAUCAGUUGAAGUAAGAAAAGAAAAUAAAAGAGAGAAAAGAGAGAAAGUGAGCCUGUUUGAAAGAGUGACUGGGAAAAAAGAUAGCAGAAGAGUUGACAAGCUUAACAACGGGGGAUCCGAUAGUCCUUGUGAUUUGAAAUCACCCAAUGCGUUUAGUGAAAAUCGGCAGGACUAUUUUGAUUAUGAGUCAACUAAUCCGUUUACAGCAAAAUUCAGGGCUUCAAAUACAAUGCCAUCUUCAAGUUUUCCUAUGAAUCCGACAAGCAAUGAAGACCUCAGGAAAAUCCCGGACAGCAAUCCUUUCGACGCCACGGCAGGGUUCCGGAGCCUGACCUACGAAGAGGUACUGCAGGAGCUGGUGAAACACAAAGAACUGCUUCGGAGAAAGGAUACCCACAUCCGGGAGCUGGAAGACUACAUCGACAACCUCCUGGUCAGGGUGAUGGAGGAGACACCCAGCAUUCUCAGAGUGCCAUACGAACCGUCCCGGAAAGCUGGCAAGUUCUCCAAUAGCUAGAGAAGCCCAGAGCACUGCUGUCGUCAUUGGAAAGAAGGCAUGAGAGAAAGAAGAGAAGUACAAACUUGUUACUGGAAGAGACCAUGCAUCAGGUUUUCUUGCAUACUCUCCUUCAUUGUAAAAAGUUGUUUUACCUGUACAUAGUAGCAGGGACUAUCAAGGGUGACCUUUGAAGUGAGCAAAAUACUCUAAACUUCUAAAGUGAAAAUGGGUCAGGGUCUUGAUGAAUAAGCUGUUCUGUAGGAUUCACUUGGGUGCUGGUCCACCAAUCUGCCAUAGGCCCAAAAAUACCUUCAGAAGUCCACAAGUUAUUCCUCAGGAGUAGAGUUUUCAUAAAGCAGAGUUGAUACUGUGGCUGGAUUCUGAGAAGUCAGUUUGUAGACAUACUUAGCUUCAGGAAUACUGCUCAUUAUUAUAAACACUGCUAAAAUAGUUCAUGUUUUAUAUACAAGUGUAUGUACAUGAAUGUAAGUAUUCAUGUAACUCUGUAUAUAAAAUAUGUGCACAUACCUCAUAUAUAUGUGUGCUUAGUACAGUUAAAAACAACUGGUUGCCUCUGCGUUUAGGGUACCAGCUAGUUCCUUAGUUUAAAAAUGUCAGCUUGCUCUGUGGAUGUGGAAGUCAUCAUACUACCAUUGCCCUGGUUAGCAGGAGCUGCUUCAGAUCACUCUUGACUCUGUGAACCUUGAUUUCCAAGUGAGCUCUUCUGUAUGAUUUCAGCAUCAAAUUUUUACUAUUUUUCCAAAACUCAUGAUCUGAGGCCUCCUUCUCACCCCUGGGAUCAAAGCCAAGGCCUGUAUAUACUACGCAAGUGCUCUACCAUUGAGAUGCAUCCCCUACCCUCCUAACAUCCUUUUUAAAAGAAUAACAAAUUUUAGGAAACUUCAUUAACUUCACAGUUGCAUGAGUUUCUUUCAGUCAGUUUUUACCUAACAUUUAAGUUUUAUUUAAGGUAUAAACAGAAGAUAAGCUAAUGGCGAUUUGUUUUGUUGAAAUUCUGCAUGCCUUUAAAUCAUUAACAAAGAAAAUAUUAUAUUUGAAAGAGAAGAAAAGUUAUAUCUGAAAAUAAUUUGGGGUGAAAAAAACGUAGUUGAUCGUCUGGUGCCUGAUAACCCAAAGCAGUGGUUAAAUACUAGGAAUGAAGAAUUAGGCUUGGUUUCAAGUUUCAUAAAUAAUGGAACAGAUGGUUGCUUUUGGUUCUGAACAAAAAUAAAACUUAACUACAGAAGUGCGUUCUAGCAUGAUGUUGUGUACUACUCUACGUCCACCGUUUAAAAGUGAGCUCUGUUUGAAGUCUCCUCCCCCAAAACGUUGAUUCCUUCCAUGGCUUAGCUUUAUGUACUUGUACAAAAUCGUCCUGAAAUUUAAGUUGAAAACAAUAAUAUAAAAUGUUGCUGAUCUUCUGCUUUUUUUUUAACCUUAAAAUCUAAAAUACUUAAUAUGAAACACAGUGGUGGUAUGUCUUUCUAAAUUUAAAAUGAGACGUUCCUCUCCAUGUGGAGAUACUGUCUUCCCUAAUUCUUUAAUAAACUGCAUUUUCUGAUAUUUAUCACUAGCUAGACGUCAUCAAAAGUUUAACCAGAUAUUUAUAACAAUAUUAUAAAUUAGAGUAGACCAAACUUAGGUUCUUAAACUAAAAUUCCUUGUUAUCUGUGUUUUCUGAGUUUCUUUAGUUUUCCUGUGACAGCAUGUAUUUUGAAAUUGUGAACAUUUCCCAAAUGCAAAAAUAUAAAUACUUUUCUAAGGUUAAGAAACAGCGAAGGAAAACUAUCUUUUAUCAAUUUUCCCUCCACUUAUAAGAAAGUUCUGAAGUAAACUUCAAAAUUAGUAUAGGGUUUUAUUGUCGCAC
Molecule: messenger RNA, 3932 nt
Organism: Castor canadensis (American beaver)
Lineage: Eukaryota; Metazoa; Chordata; Mammalia; Rodentia; Castoridae
Gene: Rab11fip2
Product: RAB11 family interacting protein 2
Biological process (GO): regulated exocytosis
Cellular component (GO): endosome; phagocytic cup
Molecular function (GO): small GTPase binding
Source: RefSeq, a predicted model, not a curated record